Messenger RNA from Lachnellula hyalina, 1362 nucleotides. Its product is annotated as Thiol-specific monooxygenase. Gene Ontology annotation, molecular function: NADP binding; flavin adenine dinucleotide binding; N,N-dimethylaniline monooxygenase activity. The coding region runs from base 1 to 1362 and encodes 453 amino acids. The record is from RefSeq and is a predicted model, not a curated record. The transcript has 2 exons. NCBI's taxonomy places the organism in Eukaryota, Fungi, Ascomycota, Leotiomycetes, Helotiales, Lachnaceae.
AUGUCGAUCCGCGACUGGAGAUCCCAAAUGAGCUUCCUCAAGUCAAGUCACCAAAUGAGCAAGAGCGGUUUUUACGCACACCGAUUUACAAUUCUCUCACGUGAGCUGCUCAUGUCAAUUAUCAAGAAGUGGAACACUAAGUUGAUGAAAAAUAGUACUAAUGUUCCUCAUAUCGCCAUGUGCUUUUCGGAUAAUCCAUUUCCCUACGGACCUUUUGUACCACAUCACGUUCCUCGUCAAUAUGUAGCAAGCUAUUUCUCACUUCACGAGACCGAUUCAUUCCUCGAGCUCAACACCACGGUGGAAGAUCUUUCCAGGAUCACGAGCUCUUCGAGUAAAUCUAAGGAACAAUGGAAUCUGACACUUCGAAAAUACGAGCCUGCACGGCAAGUUGAUCUCUGGUGGGAAGAGACGUUUGACGCUGUCAUCUUGGCAAAUGGGCAUUAUUCGGUCCCUUUUGUUCCUCAAGUCAAAGGCUUAGAUGCCUACACGAAGAAAUUCCCAGGACGUGUUGUGCACUCCAAACACUACCGUACGCCACUUCUCUAUUCGAACAAGAAGAUUCUCACGAUCGGUAACUCAGCAUCUGGUCACGAUCUUACCGCCGAGCUGGUAUCCUCGGCUCAUCUCCCCGUCUACCAAUCCAGGAGAUCGAAAUCUAGAUGGGACGGCGAUAAACCUCCGCAUGGCAUUGCAUGGAAACCAAUAAUCCGAGAGUAUAAGCAAGAUGGCAGUAUUAUCUUCGAAGACGAUACAUAUUUGGAUGACGUCGAUACUGUCAUCUACUGCACAGGCUACAAAGCUUCAUUUCCAUUCUGGAAUGAAAAGGCCAAUGGCCGGCCAUUAUGGGACUACGAUGCAGACAAAAUUGUUGGAGGGUACUGGCAUACGUUCUUCCAAGAUUUCAAUACAUUAGCUAUAGUAGGCCUCCCACGCGUGUUGACAUUUAGAAGUUUUGAGUAUCAGGCUAUUGCACUAGCUCGCCUGUUCUCAGGUAGGAAUUCAAAACCGCUUCCACCAUUGGAGGAGCAGGAGAAAUGGGACAGUGAAAGAGGGGAGGAUAGAAGGAAGUCCGGCAAGAAGUUUCAUGAUAUUGAGUGGGAGACUGGGGAGACAAAAGAGUGGCUGGGACGGCUGUUUGAAAUUGCAGGAUUGGGGACGCUGAAAGGAGAGGGGAGGAUACCCCCUGUUUUGGGAAAGGAUUUGGUUUGGGCAUUAGAGCAUUUGAGAAAGUAUCCGGAGCCUGGGAAGGGUCAUGAUGAGGAGGGAAGCCGAGAAGUGGUUGGCAGUUGUGAAGUGAAGAAAGAACAUGAAUGGGUUGUGGUUGAGAGGGAACGGAAGGACUUGCUUGCUUUCAUAUAG